Molecule: messenger RNA, 4030 nt
Organism: Tachysurus vachellii
Lineage: Eukaryota; Metazoa; Chordata; Actinopteri; Siluriformes; Bagridae
Product: ADAMTS-like protein 2
Exons: 18
Coding region: 43-2862 (939 amino acids)
Biological process (GO): extracellular matrix organization
Cellular component (GO): extracellular matrix
Molecular function (GO): metalloendopeptidase activity
Source: RefSeq, a predicted model, not a curated record
UUUAAGACCAGGGGGCGAGGACUCCCCUCUCUCACAUGAACCAUGCACUGCCUCUGGACCACAGCAUUCUUACAAACGCUCAUUCACUGCCUUUUCUUCAACAUGAGGACAUUUGAUAAAGCCGCAGCGUUCAGCAUUAAGGACAGCAGGGAGGGGACAGAGGAGCUCCACCCGGAUGAAGUGGCACAGUGGUGGGGUGAAUGGAGUAGCUGGUCGACCUGCAGCUGGACAUGCGGAGGAGGCGUUCGCUCACAGGAGCGCCACUGUCUGCAGCAGAGGCUCACCACCACACACAACAUUAACAGUUCCUUCUGUGCUGGAUCGCCUAAGCGGUAUCAAUUGUGUACUAACCAGCCCUGCCCCAACAGCAGAAUCGGUUUCAAACAGCACCAGUGCUCCCAGUUCAACUCCAAAGCCUUCAGCCGGAAACACUACGAGUGGGUUCCCCUCUAUCCAGAUGAUUACAUCAGCAUUUCCAGCAAGCCGUGUGACCUGCAGUGCACCACCACCACGGGAGAAAGACAGCUAUUGGUUCCGGCACACGACGGGACCUUUUGCAGGAAUGGUGUCUACAAGGGUGUCUGUAUCGAGGGCCAGUGCCAGGUGGUGGGGUGUGAUGGGAAACUGUACUCUAGUAAAUCUGUAGACAAAUGUGGCAUCUGUGGUGGAAGCGGUGACACAUGCUACCGGAUCUCAGGAUCUUACCGGAAAGGGAUCACACAGUUAGGCUACGCCUUCAUAACCAACAUACCUGUUGGAGCCACGGACAUCCAGAUCGUGGAGCGUCGAAAGACUGAAAACAUCUUGGCUCUGUCUGAUGAAGCCGGCCACUUCUUCUUUAAUGGCAACACAGUAAUUGACAACCCACGCAACUUCCCCAUAGCAGGAACAGUGUUUAAGUACCGGAGGCCAGUGAACCUCUUCUCAGAUGGCUUUGAGUACAUCAUGGCCCAGGGUCCUACGCAGCAGGGCCUGAACGUCAUGUAUUACAACCUUAACGGAAAGAUGCCUCACAUCACAUACGAGUACACGGUGCCUCGUGUGUCCUCCACACCAGCAUCGUCCACCCAGGAACAGCCUCCACUGGGCAGCAUGAUGGCCAACGCUUCCUAUUCGCAGCUCCCCAUCACUGGGAACGAGGUAGAGGUUCGCAAUGAAAAGAGUGAGGAGGUGAAGAACCAGAGUGCUCCUCUGGAUCAUAAGGGGAACAUGGAGGCACAUGGAGAUGUUCAGUGGGAGCAUCAACCUCCUUGUAACCUCACAGAAAAUCCUGAAAUGCUGCGAAUAACAGCAUCAGGAGAGGUUCUGCGUAACGAGCUGGGAAAACUGGCUGGAUUUGGCUCCAAAUUUAACCUGGUAGAAGGCGACUCGUCCAGUGUGACUAACGAGACACAGCCCAUGGCAAAGAGUAUGAAGAGCAAGCUGUACAAGUUGCAGCCUUGUGUAGAGAGCACAUCUGUCUCAGACUGCUCCACGCUGAAGCUGAACUCCAGCUCCCCAGUGAAGAACCGCCUCGUGCUGCAGAUCCACACGACGAGCCAGAGACAGCCCGAGUUUAAACCUGAGACGAACAGCACCUCACAGCACAGAGCACAGCUCCUUCCGCUCCAACAGGGGGCACCAGAGCACCUCCCACUCACUGACAGCAAUGAAUUUGAGGUAGUGUCUCUCGACCACAACGCCAACCUGGCAGGCUUGUACAGAUGGAAGGUAUCUGCGUUUGCACCCUGCAGUUCAACUUGUACCACAGGUAUCAGCACAGCAUAUGCCUUGUGUGUAAGAUAUGAUGGUUCUGAGGUUGAUGAGAGUUACUGUGAUGCUUUGACUCGACCUGAGCCCACGUACGAGUUCUGCACAGGCAGAGAGUGUCCACCCAGGUGGGAGACGAGCCGUUGGAGCGAGUGUUCUCGGACAUGUGGCGAGGGAUUUCAGUUUCGAACAGUGCGCUGCUGGAAGAUGAUGGCACCAGGCUUCGACAGCUCUGUGUAUGAUGAUUUGUGCUACGCUGCUGAACUGCACAAGCCCAUGGCACGCAAAUCCUGCAGGAACAAAUCCUGCGGCCCUCAGUGGGAGGUGUCGGACUGGUCUGAGUGCUCAGCACGGUGUGGCCGUCAGGGUGUGAGGAGCAGGGAGGUGCGGUGCUCCAUGGAUGCUCAUCUGUGUAACGAGUCCACACGUCCUAUUAAUCAGAGGGAGUGUGACGGACCGGCAUGUGACCGCAGGUGGAUUGUUUCAGACUGGGGACCGUGCUCAGGGCCGUGUGGGGAAGGCCGCAUGAUGCGUUACGUGGUGUGUAAGAGCGGGAAUGGAAAGGUGAUCUCUGAUGGUCACUGCGAUCGGGAGCUGAAGCCCCUCACAGUGCAGCCGUGUGGGGCCGCAAACUGCCCUGCACACUGGGUAGAGCAGGAGUGGGAACAGUGUAACGUGACGUGUGGGCGUGGGGUAAAGAACAGGCAGGUGGUGUGUGCCGGACUUGAAGCUGGUGUGUUUAAGGAGUUUACUGAACACGUGUGUGAUCAUUCACCCAAACCUGAGGAGACAGCCGCGUGCUUCGAGAGGCCUUGUUCCAAAUGGUUUACCACCUCCUGGUCUCAGUGCAGUAAGACAUGUGGGAGUGGUGUGAGAGUGAGAGAAGUGAAAUGUUACCAGGGAGAGGAGAUCGGCCACAGCUGUGAUUCCACGCUGAAACCUCAAGCCAGACAGAGCUGUGAGGUCCAGGCUUGUCCUACUGAGGCACCAGCGGAGGAUGUUUGUGAGGACAAAGCGACAGCAAACUGUGCGCUGGUGUUGAAAGUAAAGCUCUGCACACACUGGUACUACAGGAAGGCCUGCUGUCUCUCCUGUAAAACCAAAGGUCACUAAAGAGCUGCUGAACCCUAACCGGGCCAUUCCACUCAAUGUGAAGAACCCCAAAUACACACAUACAAACACUGUAACCCUAUGACCCUAACCUUUUACCCCAAAAUCUACACCCAAAAAUAGCUAGUUAUUCAAAUUGCUAGCUCACAGGCUACAUAGUAAAGUGUGAUCCACAAACUGUGAUAAACUCUGAAAGUUUAUAAAACUUGAUUCAAAUCUAUUCACUGAAAAAAUUCCUAACACGUUACACAGGGCUAUAUUUUAUACUAAACACAAUAAUAAACUGGCAACAGUUUAUUGAUCUAGAAACUAUUAAUCUGGUGACUGUGUAUAUUCAAAUUCUGCUCUAUAACUAUUCACUCUUUGAUCACUGAUCAUACUCACACUCUUUACCCCAAAAUACCCCUAAGCCAUGCCUUCACAAUACAACCAAGACCUUACUUUACAUGUUUGAACUACAUACACAGCCACUUAUACAGCCCAGAACCUAAUACCCUUGGCUGAUAAUUCAGGAGCAUAAUAAUAAAGAGGAUACAUGCAUUUUAAAUGUGAGCUAAAUACAGUGCUUUAGUCCCCUGAUUGUAAGGUUUUAUAUAUCAAUAGUCUUUUCUGGAUUGCGUGCGGCUCCCAAAACAACUUCCCAACCCGACCAAUCUUUGGAGUCUGGAGGUGUAAAAAACAAACAAAAAAAAGCAACCCUUAAGUGUGAAAACAGUCUUACCUGUCAUUUAUUUACACAUUAUCUGUACCCGUAAACUACACUGAUUUUUUUUUUUUAUUCAAUCUGAUUUGGAUUAUUUUACCUUACAUCGAACACUAAGCUACACCAAAACUUUCAUCCCCACUGUUUAUCCUCAUCCGUACGUCUGAUCCACAAUCUAAUCCCUUACGUUACAUCUAACCCGUUCCACUAAAUCUUCUUGGUACACUGAACCCCCAAAUUACCCUCUAACCUGUAUCCCUAAUCUGUAAAAAUAAAGGUGCUAUAUGAAGUGGGGUUGUGGUCAUCAGGCCCCUCAGGCAGCUCCGCUCACUGCACAGGCUGUUCCUGAUGAGUGCAAGGAACAAGCCACUCUCUUGUACUGUAUCACUGAUUCACUGACACACUUUUUCAUAUUUGUACAAAGUUUCUUGUUUUUACCUUUAAUAUGUUUGUGGUGACUGAGGAAGA